CGCAGGACGCUCCCCACGAUAGUUCCCGGUGCAUUUGAGGUGUGAGUGAACGCUUUGUGAUCGGGAACGGGGCCUCACUUACAACUCCUUCGGGGCGUCCGACGACGGGAUUGUCUGUUGGUGACCGGUAUGGAAUGCCCAGUAUGUGGGUCGUCCCACAAGCGAUUCUGGUGUACCCGCUGCCUUUCCGAUAGACUCCAUGCUCACAGAGGGGUACAAACGGCAACGUCCGCAGAAUGCAAAUCCCUCGCCCAGCAGAUUACCGCCGUCCUCGAGCCGGCGCGCCCGCCGACGGGAAUAUCGCGCUCCGUCGAAAUGGCCAGUUUGAAAGUACGGCUCAGUUCACUCCAGGAUGACAUAUCCGACUCUCGGCGCCGUGUGCAACUCGCAAAGGACGAACUGAGCGCUGCAAAGGCCUUAAUGGCUACGCGUCGCCGAGAGUACACGGAAUCGAGACAGAUGGUCGAGUCGGAACGAAUGCGAGGAAUUGAAAGAGCCGUUCGCGAGAGAAAUGACGCCCAGAAGUCAUACCUGCAAACCGCUGAUGUGUUGAUGCAGUCGAGAAGACUGCUGAUAAGAGAGCUUCUGUCGAUAUUCAGAUUGAGGAAAGUCCAGCGGCGGCUUUCGAAGCCGCCAGCUUUGGGAUCUGUGGGGGCGUGCAUACCGUCAGGAGCUUCAGCGCACGUCGGGGCACGCCAAACUGUCACUGCUAUCAGUCCGACCGGGCCCGCUCAUGCGGAUCCAAUCGAGUAUCGGAUUGUGAAUGUCCCAUCGCCGGUUUUUGGCUACGCGCUGAAUUGUCCUCGAGAACGGUUCAACGCCGCUAUAGGCCACAUUAUCCAUAUGUGCGCCGUCCUCGGCAAAUAUCUUGACAUCGACUUUCCUUUCAAGGUAGUCAAUAAGGGCACCAAGUCCUGCGCGUAUAGGAACUCUGCCUUUGCCAUCGAGAUUACGCGAAUGCCUUUGUACCUCACUGAUUCCAAUGCGGAGCACUUUACCAUUGGUCUCGCCAUGUUGAACUAUAACAUCGCAUACCUAUGCUAUACGCAAGGUGUUGAUAUCCCUCUGCUGAACGUGACGAAUACCUUGGAAAACAUUGCUCUGUGCUGUCAGGCGAUGAACCUGGGAAGACGGUUCACUUCCUCUAUCGAUCCUGAGCGAGCACUCCCUUGAAGCGAAAUCUAGCAUGUCCAACAUCCAGGGCAGUGUAGAGACCCCCUGUUCCUCAACCCACCGAUCGUCCCAACCAUCUCCCUCUUCGUCACACUCAUCAUCAGUCCCGCACCCACAUCGCCGACCUCUCACGCAGUUUC
Molecule: messenger RNA, 1313 nt
Organism: Fimicolochytrium jonesii
Lineage: Eukaryota; Fungi; Chytridiomycota; Chytridiomycetes; Spizellomycetales; Powellomycetaceae
Product: UV radiation resistance protein/autophagy-related protein 14
Exons: 3
Coding region: 130-1173 (347 amino acids)
Biological process (GO): SNARE complex assembly
Cellular component (GO): endosome; lytic vacuole
Molecular function (GO): SNARE binding
Source: RefSeq, a predicted model, not a curated record